GAAUAAGCCAGCACCAUGGACUGGGGCACCCUGCACACUUUCAUCGGGGGUGUGAACAAACACUCUACCAGCAUUGGCAAAGUGUGGGUCACUGUCAUCUUCAUCUUCCGGGUCAUGAUCCUGGUCGUUGCAGCCCAGGAAGUGUGGGGUGAUGAACAGGAAGACUUUGUCUGCAACACUUUGCAACCGGGAUGCAAGAACGUGUGCUACGACCACUUUUUCCCUGUGUCCCAUAUCAGACUGUGGGCACUACAGCUCAUCUUCGUGUCCACGCCAGCUCUGCUGGUGGGAAUGCACGUCACCUACUACAGACAUGAGGCAGCCCGCAAGUUCCGGCGUGGGGAGAAAAGGAAUGAGUUCAAGGACUUAGAAGACAUCAAGAGGCAGAAGGUUCGGAUAGAGGGUGCCUUGUGGUGGACCUACACUGGCAGCAUAUUCUUCCGGAUCCUCUUUGAAGCCUGUUUUAUGUACAUGUUCUACUUCCUUUACAAUGGGUACCAUCUGCCCUGGGUGUUGAAAUGUGGGAUCGACCCUUGCCCCAACCUUGUAGACUGCUUUAUUUCCAGACCCACCGAAAAAACAGUGUUCACCAUUUUCAUGAUUUCUGCAUCUGUGAUCUGUGUGCUGCUUAAUGUGGCUGAGCUGUGCUACCUGCUCCUGAAAGUGUGUGUUAGGAGAUCCAAAAGAGCUAAGGCGCAGCGAAAUCCCCCCAAUCAUGCCAUGAAAGAGAAUAAACAGAAUGAGACGAACGAGCUGAUUUCAGACAGCGGGCUGAAUGUGAUCACAGGCUUUCCAAGUUAAACGUUUCCAA
This is a messenger RNA of Sorex fumeus (smoky shrew), 811 nucleotides long. It is a transcript of the gene GJB6, whose product is annotated as gap junction protein beta 6. Lineage: Eukaryota; Metazoa; Chordata; Mammalia; Eulipotyphla; Soricidae. The record is from RefSeq and is a predicted model, not a curated record. Gene Ontology annotation, biological process: cell communication. Gene Ontology annotation, cellular component: connexin complex. Bases 16 to 801 code for a protein of 261 amino acids. The transcript has a single exon.